AUGUCAGGAAAUUUCUUCCCCGAUGUUUAUAUCAUGAAAGGUACAGCGGGUCGUCCGAGGAAGCGUUCCCAGGACACAGGCGAUGCCGCACCAUCCACGGGACACAGCCGCCCGGGUCCGGGGCCCGAGGCCGGGGUCGCGGGUCGCGGGCCGCGGCCGGCUUGUGUUUCUCCAGUGUGCGUGUUACUGCAGCUCUCCUCCACCGGCGGUAAUUUGAUUGGGCCCGAGCUGUCACCUAUGCGCCACAGUCGCCCGGCCGUCGCUUGCCGGCUAUCGAUUAGAGCACCCCCUGCCCCUCCGCCCCCGGGCCGCCGUGUAGCCCCCUCCUCACCCCUCAGUCGCCCGCGAACCGGAUCUCGUCACGCCGCCAUUGUGUACCGCGACGCUUAA
This is a messenger RNA of Danaus chrysippus (African queen), 390 nucleotides long. The record is from the annotation of a GenBank genome assembly. NCBI's taxonomy places the organism in Eukaryota, Metazoa, Arthropoda, Insecta, Lepidoptera, Nymphalidae.